CUGUUCCAAACCACGUGGACACGCGGGGGCUGCGGGGCCGAGCGAGGGAAUCCCGGUCGCCACCGCCGCUGUCGCCACCGCCACCCGGGUUGCAACCCCGCGCCUGUCUGAAGUAGCCGCGCACCGGCCGCCCACGCCUUGCGCAGAGGGCGCACAUGGCGACUCAGGCGCACUCCCUCAGCUACGCGGGCUGCAACUUCUUGCGCCAGCGUCUAAUUCUCUCGACUCUGAGCGGGCGCCCCGUCAAAAUCCGAAAGAUCCGGGCCAGAGACGACAACCCGGGCCUCCAAGAUUUUGAAGCCAGCUUCAUAAGGCUGUUAGACAAAAUAACAAAUGGUUCUCGAAUUGAAAUAAACCAAACAGGAACGACCUUAUAUUACCAGCCUGGCCUCCUGUACGGUGGGUCUGUGGAACAUGACUGCAGUGUCCUUCGCAGCAUCGGCUAUUACCUGGAGAGUCUUCUUUGCCUGGCUCCAUUUAUGAAGCACCCAUUAAGAAUAGUUUUGCGAGGAGUGACCAAUGACCAGGUUGACCCUUCGGUUGAUGUUCUUAAGGCAACGGCCCUCCCUCUUUUGAAACAGUUUGGAAUUGAUGGUGAAUCACUUGAGCUAAAGAUUGUGCGACGGGGAAUGCCUCCUGGAGGAGGAGGUGAAGUGCUUUUCUCAUGUCCCAUAAGGAAGGUCCUGAAGCCCAUUCAGCUCACAGAUCCAGGAAAAAUCAAACGUAUCAGAGGAAUGGCGUACUCUGUACGUGUGUCACCUCAGAUGGCGAACCGGAUUGUGGAUUCUGCAAGGAGCAUCCUCAACAAGUUUAUACCUGAUAUCUAUAUUUACACAGACCACAUGAAAGGAAUCAACUCUGGGAAGUCUCCAGGCUUUGGAUUGUCACUGGUUGCCGAGACCACCAACGGCACCUUCCUCAGUGCUGAGCUGACCUCCAACCCCCAGGGCCAGGGAGCAGCAGUGCUUCCAGAGGACCUGGGCAGGAACUGUGCCAAGCUGCUGCUUGAAGAAAUCUACAGGGGUGGAUGUGUGGACUCGACCAACCAAAGCCUAGCUCUAUUGUUCAUGACCCUUGGACAGCAGGACGUUUCCAAAGUCCUGCUAGGACCGCUCUCUCCCUACACGAUAGAAUUUUUGCGGCAUUUGAAGAGCUUUUUCCAGAUUAUGUUUAAAAUCGAAACCAAACCAUGUGAUGAAGAACGCAAGGGUGGGGAUAAAGUGCUGAUGACCUGCGUUGGCAUUGGCUUCUCCAACCUUAGCAAGACCCUCAAGUGAUACUGUCACAGAAUACAAGCACCCAAAGACACCAAGUCCAACUUCGUCCAUGACAGCAUGGCCUCUGAUAUUAAGGCCUUUCUUAACUUUCCAUUUAAAAACAAUCAAAAUAUGCAAAUAAAAGACAUCUUUUUAUCAUGUGGUUUCUGCCAUUUCUCCGGUGGUACUGACAUUCCUCAGGAGCCCUGUGGUGAUGAGCUCCCUUGGCUUACCUGCCCCAGGAACGUGCCUUCAGGACAGUCAUGCUACUAGACCAACAUCAAGAUGCUUUCCAACAGUGCUUCCUCAGCCCACACCCCUGGGCUCCCGUCGUGUGGCCCUUUCCAGACCUGUGGCGUCUGUUACUAUUCUUUCUGCAAGGAUUGACCUCUCCGAACCUUGGUUUCUGUGUAAGGAUUAAAUGGGGUAAUAACGGUGGAAACUAUGAGUAGUGCGGUGUUAUGC
Molecule: messenger RNA, 1721 nt
Organism: Molossus molossus (Pallas's mastiff bat)
Lineage: Eukaryota; Metazoa; Chordata; Mammalia; Chiroptera; Molossidae
Gene: RCL1
Product: RNA terminal phosphate cyclase like 1
Exons: 9
Coding region: 156-1277 (373 amino acids)
Biological process (GO): endonucleolytic cleavage of tricistronic rRNA transcript (SSU-rRNA, 5.8S rRNA, LSU-rRNA); ribosome biogenesis
Cellular component (GO): nucleolus
Molecular function (GO): RNA endonuclease activity
Source: RefSeq, a predicted model, not a curated record